Molecule: messenger RNA, 3453 nt
Organism: Pseudovirgaria hyperparasitica
Lineage: Eukaryota; Fungi; Ascomycota; Dothideomycetes; Acrospermales; Acrospermaceae
Product: ras GEF
Exons: 3
Coding region: 1-3453 (1150 amino acids)
Biological process (GO): Ras protein signal transduction; positive regulation of GTPase activity
Cellular component (GO): plasma membrane
Molecular function (GO): protein binding; guanyl-nucleotide exchange factor activity
Source: RefSeq, a predicted model, not a curated record
AUGAAUGGCUAUUCUGGAAAUAUGGCUCCGCCGGGAGGGAUGUUCGUUCGGGCUCUGUAUGACUACGAGGCUGAUGAUCGAACGAGUCUGAGCUUUCGUCAAGGCGAUAUUAUACAGGUUAUUACACAGUUAGAAAGUGGUUGGUGGGACGGUGUGAUCAACGGCACGAGGGGCUGGUUUCCGAGCAAUUAUUGCGCCGUCGUGCCGAGACCAAAUGAAAGCGAUCUGAACGAAAGAUAUGCGGAUCUAGACGAUGAUCCUAGCGCAAUAGGAGAGGGAGAUUAUCCCACCGAUACGGAUUCAGAGGCUGAUAACGAUAUUACCCAUCUCCCAAUAGAAGGUCGCCCAUCUGGUAGAGAUCAAGAGGAGGCAGCUUUUUGGAUUCCACAGGCAACACCAGAUGGCAGAUUGUUCUAUUUCAAUACGCUCACAGGGGAGAGUACGAUGGAACUACCAUUGGAAAAUCCUUCUUCUCUGAACGAAAACGGGCCCCGAGAUCGCACGAAUAUAUAUGUACCAGAGCAAACUCGACCCCCACCAGAGUUGAUGGCUGGUGGUCUCAACAUUGAUGAUACUGAUGACGAGAACUCAAAUUCUGAUAUUGAAGGACAUUCUGCGAUGGGCGGCUCAUACAGCUCUCUGCCCCAUCGUCGCAGGUCGUUCCAGUCAGAUGGUAUAUCGCCUGCUCCAUCAAUGGACUCGUUGCACGCAGCUGCGCGGAGCCGGGACAUGAUUGACGGUAGCUUCUCUGCGAUACAUGGUACUUUACCUCCCAAUGGAACGGCAAUGACAUCCUUCUCCCAUGGACCGUUUGGCUCACAAGCGACUAACAACGCGUCUCGACAAUUCUUUGAAGAAGCCGCUGCGGUUCCUCUGACAUGGAACAAGAUGAUGGACGAAAUGAAGAAAGCCAUUAGUCGAUACAGAGAAGCCAUAAACAAUUCUGACAGGUCGGAGUUCGUAAAGCGUGCAGAAGACAUUUCUGACCAUCUGCGGCUCCUGCUGGCCGCCGGCUCCGGUACAACAGACAACCAUUCGGGCAAUCUUUCCAUCAUAUCCACCAACAAAGCUUUGUAUCCACACUUCCGGGAAACCAUGUCACGCUUCUCAAAACUUGUUCUGUCUUCCCAUAUUGCUGCCGCAGACUGGCCGCCACCUGAUUCGUUCACGAAAUGCCUGAAGGAGGCCGAAGGUGUGUUGAAUGGGGUCUAUGCCUUCGUCGAAGUGGCAAGACAGCAGCGCGGAGAAAAUUUACCCCGCAUCGUUCCUGGUUUCGUUCUCGGAACCCAUUCGGGUGGCAAUUGGCGAACAAAUGGUAUUGGCGAUCGUGACCCAACGUCUUCUUCAUUCAUGGACCAAGACUCUGAAUUUGAUUCGUUCAAUGACAGUUCGAAUCGACUAGACACGAGAUUGUUGCAGCAGCUUGGAAGCGUCAGAAGUAUGAUCUCUCAAAGCAUUCGACGACUAGCAGAUCAAUUAGUGGUGCGAUCGAAGACAAUCAAACCACUUGAGCAUGAAGUGCUGGGUAACAAUAUUUGCAGCGCCGCAGGGAAAGUAUUGGAUGUCUACCGGCCCUGGAUCUCUACUAUAGAGUCAAUCAACCUUUCGCCCAUCGCAUCCAGCGCUUUCAGCCAACAGUUGUCCGAAUUCGGUAAUCAAAAGCAGCGUAUUUAUGACUUGGUGUCGGAACUCGUCAUUGUUUGUCAAGCAGUUGCAGCUCCUUUGGCAGACGAAUGGUCAGAGGUGCGUAAUGACACCAUCGAGGAUCGAGUGGAUACUGUUCGGAAUGUGACUCGAGAGCUGGACUCAACCACAGCAUCGUUCUUUGCUUUGCUGCUGCAGCUAGUGUCAACAGUGCCAGAAGAAGACAACCUCCAUAGACCGGACCCCAGGCGCAACACCGAUAGUGAACUACCCGUGCGAGACAGGUCCGAUUCCUUCCCUAAACGCCCAACGCUACCUCACUCAGCCAAAUCCCAUGCGGGUGUACCAGGCGCAGAACCCGCUCCCAUGAAGAAUCCAGGCUCAAAUCCGGCUAAAGUUAUGAAGUUCUUCGGCGAAGUUCCCGCUCCUGUCAUGACUACUCCUGUUCAGGAUGAGGUGCCGGCAUUCCUACGACUUGAUCACGAAGGCGAGAUAUCGUACGACACCAAAGUAACACCACCACAGCUACGAGGUGGCACUUUGACAGCCCUAGUUGAACAGCUGACACGCCAUGACCGACUCGAUUCGCCAUUCAACAACACAUUCCUACUUACUUAUCAAUCGUUUACGACCGCUUCUGAGCUCUUUGAAAUGCUUGUCAAACGAUGGAGCAUACAGCCGCCUGAAGGUCUGGCGCAGGAAGACUACCAGACAUGGGUAGAUAAGAAGCAAAAACCUAUUCGAUUUCGAGUCGUCAACAUCCUCAAGUCCUGGUUCGAUACAUAUUGGAUGGAGGGAUAUGACGAUGACGCUCGAGUACUGAUUCAGCGCGUGUACAAUUUUGCAAAGGAUCAUGUCGCGAAGACCAGUACCCCUGGUGCUGGUCCACUCAUCGCAGCCGUUGAGCAGCGCCUGCGAGGUCAAGACGCUCCUUCGAAGAGAAUGGUCCUUACUAUGAGUACACAGACACCACCACCAAUUUUGCCAAAGCACAUGCGGAAACUAAAGUUCUUGGACAUUGACCCCUUGGAAUUUGCACGCCAGCUUACGAUCAUUGAGUCAAGACUCUACGGAAAGGUCAAACCAGCAGAAUGUUUGAACAAGAUUUGGCACACAAAGAAGACAGACGAUGGCGAACCAAAGACCGCGGUCAAUGUGCACGCGCUCAUUCUACACUCGAAUAGGCUGACUAAUUGGGUUGCCCAAAUGAUCUUGACACAGCAGGAUGUGAAGAAACGAGUAGUUGUCAUCAAACACUUUGUUAACGUAGCAGAGAAAUGUCGUACCUUGAACAACUUCUCGACAGUCACCUCGAUCCUUUGCGCCCUUUCCACCGCACCUGUUCAUCGCCUUACGCGGACAUGGAAUGCCGUGAAUGCAAGAACGAUGACCACCCUAGAGGGUAUCAAGCGCCUGAUAAGCAGCACCAAGAACUUUGCCGAAUAUCGCGAGACUUUACACAAAGCCAACCCGCCUUGCAUUCCGUUCUUCGGUGUAUAUCUCACCGAUCUCACGUUUAUUGAAGACGGUAUACCUUCUCUCAUCAAGAAAACAAACCUAAUCAACUUUGCGAAACGAGCCAAAACUGCCGAGGUUAUUCGAGAUAUUCAGCAAUAUCAAAACGUUCAAUAUUCAUUAGCUCCGGUACCCGAGUUACAGGAGUACAUUCUUUCGAACAUGCAAUCGGCAGGCGACGUACAUGAGAUGUACGAGAUGAGUCUACAAGUAGAGCCAAGGGAACGGGAAGACGAGAAAAUCGCAAGGUACGUGCUAGGUUCACGUAUAUCCGGCAUGAUUGGUCCAACAUGA